Molecule: messenger RNA, 1926 nt
Organism: Trifolium pratense (red clover)
Lineage: Eukaryota; Viridiplantae; Streptophyta; Magnoliopsida; Fabales; Fabaceae
Product: rust resistance kinase Lr10-like
Exons: 2
Coding region: 1-1833 (610 amino acids)
Biological process (GO): protein phosphorylation
Molecular function (GO): protein kinase activity; ATP binding; polysaccharide binding
Source: RefSeq, a predicted model, not a curated record
AUGAUCAGGCUACUGCUUCUUCUCCUGCUUAUCAACAAUGGCAGCAGUCAUGACGAGUGCAAAGAAUUAUCUUGUGGACCUAACGAACCGCUUAUUAGUUUUCCCUUCCAACUUGUUAAAGGGUCACAAGAUCAAUGUGCUUAUCCUGAGUUUUGCCUAUAUUGUACUCAAUAUAACAAAACCAUGAUUGUGCUCUCUACCACUUCAGGUCUUGUUAACUUCUUUGUCUCUAAUAUUAUCUACGAAAUACGCUUGCUUUCAAUUUCGGAUCCAGAGAAUUGCCUUCCGAAUAAGUUUUUGAAACUUAACAAUUCAUCAUUUCUACCUUACCAAUUUUAUUCACUAUCAGAAACAAAAUAUUCCUUCUUCAAUUGCUCUUCAUCUAGGAAACAACACUUAAGAAACAUUGAGCAAACGUAUUUAAAUUCACAAGAUAUGAUCACAUGUCCAAUUUACGCCUCUAAUUCCCAAGACAGUGUCCUCACAUUAGACCUUGUAUCAUGUACCAAGAUGUUUGACGUUCAAAUGUCCACCGCGGCAGAAUACUUGUCGUAUAAUCAACUGCGUUUGAGUUGGCCCAGACUAAAUUGUACAGAGUGUGAAGCGAAAGGCAUGACAUGCAAAUGGAAGAACAAUAGCACGAAAGGCGAAACUGAAUGUUUUGAUUGCAACAAUAAACGGAAAACAAUUCAAAUUCCAAAUUCUCUUAUAUAUGCUUCUACAGUUAAGGUUUUUCUAGGUUCAAUUUUUUUGGCGCUGGUGCUCAUCGCAUUAUUUAAGAUACAUCUCUAUUUUAGAAAGAAAGAAGAGGAUCAAAUUAGAGUUGAUAAAUUUUUAGAGGAUUAUAAAGCACAAAAGCCUACAAGAUUUUCAUAUGCUGAUUUAAAAAGAAUCACGGGCGGGUUUAAGGAAAAGCUUGGCGAAGGAGCUCACGGAACUGUGUUCAAAGGAAAGCUCUCAAGCGAGAUACUUGUGGCUGUGAAAAUGCUCAACAAUACAUCGGGAGAAGGAAAAGAGUUCAUCAAUGAAGUGGGAAUUAUGGGCAAAAUUCACCACAUCAAUGUCGUUCGCUUGCUUGGUUUUUGUGCUGAUGGAAUCCACCGUGCUCUUGUCUACAAUUUUUUUCCAAAUGGUUCGCUACAAAGUUUCAUAUUUCCACCCGACAACAAAGACCAUUUCAUGGGGUGGGAGAAGCUGCAACAAAUUGGUAUUGGUAUAGCCAAAGGAAUUGAGUAUCUUCAUCAGGGUUGUAACCAUCCAAUCAUUCACUUUGACAUCAACCCUCACAAUGUUUUGUUAGAUUGCUCCUUCACUCCAAAAAUUUCGGAUUUCGGUCUUGCCAAAUUAUGUUGCAAGAAUCGUAGUGCUGUGUCCAUGACAGCUGCUAAGGGAACCUUGGGAUACAUGGCUCCUGAAGUUCUAUCAAGAAAUUUUGGGAAUGUGUCUCUUAAGUCAGAUAUUUACCGUUACGGAAUAUUGUUGCUAGAAAUGGUUGGAGGGAGAAAAAAUGUAGACAUUUCAUCAGCAGAAGCUUUUCAUGUGUUAUAUCCAGAAUGGAUCCAUAACUUAUUAGAAGGAGAUGUACAUAUUCAUAUUGAGGAUGAAAGUGAUGUUAAAAUUGCAAAGAAACUUGCAAUUGUUGGACUUUGGUGCAUUCAAUGGCAACCAAUAAACCGUCCAUCGAUAAAAACUGUUGUGCAAAUGUUGAAAACCGGAGAGGAUAUUCAGUUAAUGGUACCUCCUAAUCCUUUUCGCUCGAUGACUUCAAUGACCAAUAAUGAUCAAUGCACUUUGGCAAGAACAACUUUCCAAAUGGAAGUGAUUCAUGAAUAAAGGAUAAUAAUAUUUUAUUAAUUAGUUCCACAUCAUUGGAAAGCAUUGGGUAUGUUAAUUUGUAAAAAUCCAGAAGUUGUAUUUAUGCUAGUA